Molecule: messenger RNA, 1099 nt
Organism: Paramecium sonneborni
Lineage: Eukaryota; Ciliophora; Oligohymenophorea; Peniculida; Parameciidae
Source: the annotation of a GenBank genome assembly
AUGUUAGGAGGAAAUUUAGAAAUACUAAUAAAUUUGAAUUUUUUUAGAAAUAUAGAUCUUUUUGAAUAAGGAUUUUAUGCAUUAAAAGUAGAGAUGAGUUCUUAAAAUGCAGAAGUUGUUUAGCCAUACCUUGUAUUAUCAUAAUCAGGAGAUAAAAAUGAAGAAUCAAUUUAGGAUUCAUAAUUUUGUUCGAAGGUGUUUGAAAUACAAUAUUCUGAAUAAUAUGUAGAAUUAGAUAAUGCUUGUUUAUUCAGAAUAUUGUAUUAGGCUCAUCCAAAUAAAAAUACAGCAAUAAAAGUGAAUGUUGGUUUGUUGUAUAGUUAGAUAGUGGAGAGUGAGAAUGCAGUUUUAUAGAUGUAAUAAGUGAGUAGUUUUGAAUGUAUAAUAAAUAAUGCACAUGAAGGGGUUUAAUAAGGAGUGGAUAUAGUAUUUGAUAACAAUCAUUUAUGUACAUCAAAGAUGUAUAUCUACACAAUGAUAUUGGAUUAUAGAUUUACUGGAGGAGUGAAUGGAUUUUAAGAGUUUCUAAAGAAUAAGACUAAUAAUUGUAAUUUAAUUUAGUUAAUGGUUUUUAGUUGAUUAAGAGUAGGUGAAUUUGUUUAUUGGAGAAUAUGUUGAUUCUCUUGGAUCCAUUUAAACAAAGUAUCGUAAUCUAUUGAUUUAAAUUAUUAAUUAAUUGAAGGAUAAGAAUAUUUAGAUGCAACAUUUGAUGAAGAUUCCUAUAGUAUAGACAGCUAAAUUUAAAUCUAAUUUAUAGACAAAAAGUUUAGGUGAAGAUUGUUUGUUGAUUAUUAAUUAAUUGGGAUAAUCCUUAUUUUCAUUAUGGAAUUAAUUUUAAUAGUUACUUAAUCAUUCUAGAAAUUAUUUAAUGGAAUCAAUAGAUAAUAAAAUAUUAUAAAAUUGUAAAAAGUUAUCAGGAGAGUAAGUGAUAUCUAAUUAGAUUACAUUUGAAGAAAUAUAGAUAUAAAUUUAAUUACCAUUAUUGAAGUAGAGAGAAGAAAUUUGGUAUUAGGCAAGAAAAGAUUAGAGGAUGAAAAUAUAGAAUGUNUAUAUAAUAAUAAUAAGAAAAGAUUUUAAUUUAUUUGAUCAUAAAUUUUGA